AAUGGCACCACAAAAAGGGCACAAGGUGACCGUUUGGACAACUUGAGGAACAAGGUUGAGAGUAGGAAGGACCAAAUGGAAGAAGACUAGUGCAUUUGGAUGUAGCUUUUUGCUGAAAGUUGGUUAAAGAUUGAAUCUUAAAAAUCUGUACAUAAGCAAAUAAUUUAAAAAGUUAAAAGAAAAAGUUGUUGCCUAACAAACACUUAGGGCAAUUGGAUGAGAGAACUAUAUAUGAGGUAAGGAAUCUGAUUUCAGAAAUAUCUUGUAAUAUCUAUGAAUUAUUGAAAAUGAAGAUGAUUUGCUGUUUUGUCAAGGUGCAGCAGGGCAGAGAGCCACUUGAUGUCGGCUACUGUUCAAUCACAGUGGAUGGUGGCUUAAAUGAUGAACUUUUACCACAGAGACUUCAUAAUUUUGCUAGACAAAGAGAAGAGUUGCAACGGAUGGAGAUUGAAAUUAAAGCCCAGCUAAUUUCAAGAUCUGAGAUGGUGGAAUUGCAAACCACCUUUGAUGCUUGGAUCAAAGAGCAUGCUAUUGCCACUGCGAAGCUUCAAGAGCAACUCCGCGAAAGGGAGCAGGCUGUACAUGAGUUGGAAAGGAAGAUGGAAGAGAAAGAUAGGGAGCUGGAUGCAAUCAAAUUGGACAAUGAAGCGGCCUGGGCUAAAGAGGACCUUCUUAGAGAACAAAAUAAAGAACUAGCAUCCUUCAGAAGAGAGUGCGAUCAUUCUGAAGUGGAAAGAGCCCAACAUAUAAAACAGAUACAUGAUCUUCAAGAACAUAUUCAAGAAAAAGAGAGACAACUUAUUGAGUUGCAGGAUCAGCAUAGGGUGGCUCAAGAAACCAUUCUUUAUAAAGAUGAAUAGUUGAGGGAAACCCAAGCUUGGAUUGCACGUGUCCAGGAGAUGGAUGUCUUACAAUCAAAUACAAACCAUUCAUUACAGGCUGAAUUGCGAGAACGAACUGAACAAUAUAACCAGCUGUGGCUUGGUUGUCAAAGACAGUUUGCAGAGAUGGAAAGACUUCAUAUGCAUAUGAUACAACAGCUUCAACUUGAGCUGGCCGAUGCACGAGAAAGGAGUGGAACAUAUAGUGACGAGUCACGUAUAUUCCAAACAAAUUCAAAGAAUGUAUCUCAGUUUGGACAAAGCAAUGGAAACCAGCUAGAUGCAAAUGGAGGAGGUGGCACAUCAGGCGGAAAUUCUGGGGUCCUUCCAAAUGGGAAUUCUGACAAUGUCUCAUCUUUUGCUUCAACUGGCAAUGCACCAGCCCAGCCCGAUCAUGUUCCUGGUGUUCCAAUUGCUCCAUCCUCUCUGCUUGGAAUGCCUACAUACCUUCCACCUGGACAAAUGACUGCUUUGCAUCCAUAUGUUAUGCAUCAACAAGGGGUUCCCCAUUCUUUGCCAUCACAUGUUACUCCAUCUCAUAUUAUUAUUAUUAUUAUUAUUAUUAUUAUUAUUAGAUCACAUGUAUUCUAUAAAGGUGUCAUUCGACCUAUAUAUUGGGUUGGGGCAUGGAUUUGCAUGUAUAAUAAAUUACAUGGGUUUUAACUUCUACCCAUAAUCCCAAAAUUGUGUAUUAAUAUUUUUUUUCAAAAAUAUGUUGAUUUUUUGACAAGAAAUUUGUAGCUCGAUUGAUAUUUAAUAAUUUCAUCUGAAACUUCAAAGUUGAAA
Quercus robur (English oak) is the source of this 1667-nucleotide messenger RNA. RefSeq lists its product as uncharacterized. The record is from RefSeq and is a predicted model, not a curated record. The transcript is spliced from 7 exons. NCBI's taxonomy places the organism in Eukaryota, Viridiplantae, Streptophyta, Magnoliopsida, Fagales, Fagaceae. Bases 288 to 860 code for a protein of 190 amino acids.